This is a messenger RNA of Porites evermanni, 16123 nucleotides long. The record is from the annotation of a GenBank genome assembly. NCBI's taxonomy places the organism in Eukaryota, Metazoa, Cnidaria, Anthozoa, Scleractinia, Poritidae.
AUGAUUAAAGGAACAUCAUUGCUUUUGACAAGAGUUGGCGAGAAAGAGGAUGGAUUAGAACUGCAAUGCAGAAUUUAUCCUCAUACGAUGGGUACAAUUAUAAACACCGAAUCGACGCCUCAAGUUUACAAAUUUAAAAUUGAUGUGCUUCCAACAGGUCAGUCCAGCUAUCCUUUUUAAGGAAGUACUAUGAUAAAAUUUUUCUUUUUUUUCUGCCGGUCCAUUUUGUAACGAAAAUCAAGCUAGUUAAUUUUAAAAGGUAGUUAAGAGUGUUGGCGUGUAUCUUGAGGCCUUCAUUCAUAUACCAGCUUGGGAAAUCUAUGCUAAUGACAAUCACCCCGUCCCCACCCCCUUUGCGCCAGUAUUGGCCCUUUGAAGCUCAGUCACUUGAUCCGUCUUAACCCAUUCGUCCCUGAACCGCCCGUAACCGCCCGUGCGGAUCCACGUCCUUUCUACCCUUUGUGACGUCAUCAGUUUUAACGGUCAAGGACAACUUUGUCCACUGACUUGUGCAGAGUGAAGAGAUCUUUCAAACCAUACCAGAAUGAGCACAAUUCAGUCAAGGACACCGGAGAAAGAGUAUGGUAUGGUAUGGUUUGAAAGAUCUCUUCACUCUGCACAAGUCAGCGGACAAAGUUGUCCUUGACCGUUAAAUCUGAUGACGUCACAAAGGGUAGAAAGGACGUGGAUCCGCACGGGCAGUUACGGGCGGUUCAAGGGCGAAUGGGUUAAUCAAAAAACCUAAAAAUGGCCUUUUCACCAACUUUUUCACCUGAUUUGACAUGAAAUAGACAGAUUUGGUUGUUUUAUCCUGAAAAGUAGAUUUUUUUUCAAAAAGUUUGGUACUUUGCUUUAUCAAAAAACCUAAAAAUGGCCUUUUACCAACUUUUUCACCUGAUUUGACAUGAAAUAGACAGAUUUGGUUGUUUUAUCCUGAAAAGUGGAUUUUUUUCAAAAAGUUUGGUACUUUACUUAAUGUUGUGUUCCGUAAAUUUGGCAUGAAAAAGGUCACGCGUGUCCCGGAGCUACAAAGUGCCGAUGAUAUUUGGCCAGUUGUGCUAAGUGUUCAACUCCUAUUUUUGUGCUCCUAUCCGAUGGAACCUAAUAAUCCUCAAUUUUUUGUGUUAAUUUGUAGGGUUCGUUACCAAGAGUUCAAAGAGGCCUCCAAGUACAAGACCCACACGAGAAACAAAAGGCUCAUCUUGGGUAUACAGUUCAAAACCUGCUACCGCAGGCCAAAACACAUUAGCUUUCGCUCGUUUUUUGAUCACUUUUGUCAUACUUCUUGUGGUUUCCUGAGAAAUAAUCUAAGAUUGGAAUUCUGCAAGCACGCAACGAAGGCGAAAUUACUAUUUUGUUUUGCCUCUUAUUGCGUAAUGUAUAUCUCUUACUAUCCGAGUUCGAGAUCCUUACUGUAAGUUACAGACCGGGAUUCAUCACGGUCACCGGUAAAAUGAAAGGCAGUCACUGGAUGAAGUUUGCUCUCACCUCUGUCCGCCUUACCUGCAUUCUGAAUGAAUGUCAAAACAGCCGUCGAAAGUUUAUGGCGGGAUUUCAGAGUGCGUGUUGUUUAGUUAAGGUGUUUGGUGAAAGGUUUGUUUUUGUUGCUGUCGAGAAACUUCUUUGUCCGUCGUAGUUGUAGUCUGUUUAAAUCCGUUUUGUAUCACUUUUUUACAAUACAAUACAAUACAAUACUUUUAUUAAUUCUCCCCGAGGGGCUUUUCAGAAUUAAUUUACAAUACGUAUAUAUAAUAUAACUAAAACUAAUGAUAUACAUGUUCUUGAUAUAUAAAUAACAACUUGAAAUUACUACUUCUAAUAAUAAUAACUAACAACGUAAUAAAAUACUAUGAUAUGUAUACCGGUAUCCUAUUUCUUCAUUAAUUCUGCCUUUGCAUGCUUUUUAAUGAUCUUAAUGAUCGGGCAGUUCUAGUGUUGUUACUGAGACUAUUUCACGCUUUUGCUACCCUAUAAAAGAAGCCACUCUGGGCAGCCGCUGUCCGGCAUCCUGGCAGGUUUAGAUCUUCACUGUUGCGGAGAUUGUAAGCGUUUUUGACUUUGACUUGAAAAAGUUCGAAUGUUUGUUAGGACUCGGGUUUUAAGUGUUAUUUACAAGGUUUCUUCUGGCAAUCAGUUAUUGAAUAAAAAGUUUUGCUAGUCGCUGCUUUCUCUGUUUUGGCUGGAAAAUGUUAAUGAAUACUAUCCGUUGCAUACCGCAGAAUAUUCAACGGCUUUCUUGCUCUGUAAUUGGCUGUAUUCUAUAUGGCAUCAAAUAAAUAGUAAGUGCACUUAUUAUAUGGCUGAGUCUGUUUUCGCCAUGCGAUUGGUCAAUUUUCGGUCCGUAACUUGCUGUACGGACCAAAAUUUCAAAGAAAAUGCUCAUUUCGGAGCUCUAAAUCUCUUUACCUUCGGAAAAAAGGUUGAAAUAAAGUUACAAGACGUCUAUCAACCUUGAGGACUUGGAUUUUGACUUUGUCCUUCAACAUUUUAAAUUGUGUUUAUUUGCGAACGAAGGCGAUGAAGAAACUAACACGUAAUCUUAUCGAAGCGGAUUCUAGUCAGUGUUUGAAAAUUUUAUCGUAGUACACAGUUAAGAAGUCGAAAAUCGAUUGGCAGAGAUUCGAGAUGUUUUGCCUAAGAGAAAAUGAGUAAUUCCUUCGACAAAUAUGAUAACAAACAUGCCUGCACCCGAUCAUCUUAACGAGCUUCUUUGCCAUUUGCAGUGUUUUUCCAAAGACCAACGAAAGAAAGAUAGAAGCGACUUCGAGCCAGACACAAUGUCCAGUUUUCAAAAGACCGCAGCGUCACAUUGGCGAGUGAAUACUUACAGUGCUCUUAGUUUUGACCGAAUAUACCCAAAAAUAUGUCUGUAAACCCUGAGAACUGGGAUGUUGACUUUGCCUUUCCAGAUUUUAACCUAGCUUGGUUUGAAUGAGAACGACGCUGAUGUAGAAACUGAAUCGUGACCGUUUCGUGGAAGAAAAUAUGGUCAGUGUGUGAAACACGCAGAUCACAAUUGAAGACGAGAAUGAACUGGCAGAAAUUCGAGAGGUUUUCCCAGAUGGAAACGACUUCGAGAAAGACACAGUGCCCGAUUUUCCAAAAUACUCCAACGUUACAUUAAGGAGCUAAAACUUACAGUGCUCUUAGUUUUGACCAAAUAAACCUUUUCAACAUGGCGAAUUUGUUUUCACUUUCUCGGAAACCCUUUGUUGUGUGCUAUUGUUUUCUUGAGCCAAUAAAAACUUUCUUUCUUGACGCCUGUCAAAUGAUUGUCAAAUCGCUCGUCCUGCACAUGUUUCCGGUCCCCCAAACUGGAAGAAGCCAUAUAAUAAACAUCUUAUUAGCCUCGUUUUUUCGGUCCGUACUGUAAAUUACGGAUCCUCGUUUUUUUCCAUCGAUUUAUGGCCCAAGCGCGAAGCGCUUGGGCCAUAAAUCGAUGGAAAAAAACGAGGAUCCGUAAUUUACAGUACGGACCGAAAACUCGGCUAAUAGAGUACUAAAGUGAUGACGUCAUAAAAAUGAAAUUUCUGAAAUUAUGGGAUUUGUCAGGAUAUUCUGAAAGAACAAUGUCCAAGAGGCUUACUUGCCAAAAAUGAGCAUUUCGCGGUAAAUUGUCUCUGAGAUCGUAGCCCAGUUAUACUCAGAAAACUCCAUACAAACCCUUCUAUUUUUUUUUGGGUCGACCCCAAAAAAAUUUAGAAGGGUUUGUAUGGAGUUUUGUAAGCAUAACUGGGCUACGAUCUCAGAGACAAUUUGCCCCCAAAUGCUCAUUUUUGGCAAGUAGGCCUCUUGGACAUUGUUCUUUCAGGAAAUCCUGACAAAUCCCAUAAUUUCAGAAAUUUCAUUUUUACGACGUCACACUUUAGUACUCUUAUUUAUUAGGUUCGCCAAAUCCCGAUAUAAAAAGACAAUUAAGUUGAAACUGCCCAAGAUAUAAUCCACCAGUCAGUAGAAAACCAUAUAGUGUUGUGUCAAACGUGAACUAGUAGUGCUCAGCAUAGCCCUUAAUCCCUAGCAAACUUUUAUUAUGCCACAUUGUACAAUGAUGACAAUGAUUUCUUGACUUUGUCCCAAUUAACUUACAAGAAUCCGUGUUUUAAAAGACUUUGUAUAAUGAUUAGAUCAUAUGUUGGAAAUAAACGUGUAACGUCUGUGUCUAACACAUUUAUUAGUGUAUAAAUUACGUGAAUGCUUUGACCUUGCAACAAAACCUUGGUACUUAAAUGAAUAUUUCAGUUAAAGCUUGGCUCUGACGAUGAUAUGGACUGGGUGCUGCUUUUAGUCUGUACUCUCCUGUAACCCCCGGGGGUACUCCCCUUUAAAAGUGACGAGGGUGCUCGUCGUACCUUUUUGAGGUUUAAAUUGCUGGAUUGGUACCGUUAAGGGUGCUUUAAAACAAACGCCAGUUCUUUUUCAGUAUUAUACUCGUCGUGUGAAAUAAAGGAUAGUGAUGGAGCAUUCAAUGUUUAUAGAAUGCAGAAAAACUGCCUCUUGGGGGUGGAAAUGAAUUUGGGACACACCCAUAAAACAAGAUUCUGAUACCUCAGUAGAUGUGUUCUCGAAAUUUUCCGACGAGCACUCCGUCACUUUUAUAGGUGAGUACCCCUCCCCCUCGGGCUGUAACCUGUCCGGCUAGUUUUGGAACUGCCGGCAUAGUUCACAGCGUCAUUAAGGCACGCAAGCUCCCCCACCACGACGAGGUAACAGUACUCAUGCUGCUCGUUUUUUAAACAAGUUGAUAAGUAAGUCGAUUGAUUGAAAAGCUUUUGCUGUACGAAUGACGCUCGAUUGACAUUUGUAUAGCCCUUGCUUGAUUAAAAACCUUUGCCGCAUAAGUGGGGCUCGAUUUCUAACGCCGAAGUUUGACAUAAUAAACGCUCCACACUUGCGAUCCAAUCUUCUCGAUUGUGCCUACGUUCGUAUUCUCUGAUAUUACUCUCUCUCAUAUUACCACAGGGCCCGCGCUGGGGAAGGGGCCUUGGGGGGGGGGGGGGGGGGGGGGCCCCCCUUCUAACGCCAAAGUUUGCACUAAAAAACCUCCCCCACUUGGCACCCAAUCUCCUCGGUUUGCCCUACGUUCUUUUUUUCUGAUUUUCCCUCCUCCCAUUUUCCCCCGGGGCCCGCGGGGGGGAGGGGGGCUGGGGGGGGGGGGGGGUGGUAGGGCCCCCCUACUUUUUGAAAAAUAAAUAAAUAAAAUUAAGUACAGUGGAACCUCGAUACAACGUAAGGCCUAAGGACUGGCAAAAAAUGUUCGUCAUAACAAGGUUCGUUAACUUUGUCAUAUUGCCUUAUUUUUUACUAUUAGUGGAGUAAAAAAAAAAUUAGUUCGUUAGACCGAGGACUUCGUUAUGGAGGUUCCACUGUAAUAUAAAUUUUCAUAUAAAUAGUAUCUUUGUUGGAAUAAGAUUCUUCAAGCAUCUAAAUUUAUUGUCGGCCCGUUUCGAUCCCAUCAGUCUGGUGCGCAAGCUUCAAAACGCCUGUCUUUACAAAACUGCACUUAGUCUUAGACUUCUGCGUUCUCAAACCAUCAAGGCUAUGUAGCAUUUGCAACGAUGCGGAAUAGAGUCUUCUUUGUGAAGGUUCUCGAUUAAAUCUGAAGAUUACUCCACGAGCUACAGUUUCUCAAAACUAAUUAAAUCGACUGAUGAUAUGGUCUCUGACGCAUUUCGAUGACACACUAGACAAAUUGAAGGGGUUACAGUAACCUACAGUGUAAUAUCAUGAUCUGCAAACUUCUACUGGUGGACCCCGCACGUGCAAUCAGGCUCAGCAGGAGAAGGGUACUUUUCCGCGGCUUGAAAUUUAUAAACAUGACUCCGCUCAACAAUGAAUCAAGAAAGGUUCAGUAAUCUGACAGUUCUAAACAGCUCCAAAGAGAGAACAGCCAAAUUUGCACCCCACCCCAACUUCAAAAGAGGUGGUCAUCGGCCCCCGCACUCUAAAAACUGCUCCGCGGGUCCUGUACUAGUGUGUACAGGCGUAGACACUGAGUUGAAAAUGUGUCUUUCGCCUUAAUGCUGCUUUCUUAUAUUUGACAAUCACUACGACAAUGGGAGCGACGGGUCGGAAGAGUUAGGAGAGAUUUUUUUAGUGUAGUCUUUAUUCGCCUUGUAGGUAAUGUAUGGGCUCCCGUUUUGGCUUGUUUAAAUAAAUUCACAUUGAUUUGCAUUUAAAUGUCUUCGUAUCCGCAAAAGGCACGCGCCGUUUUGCAAGUUUUAUUUUCAAUUGCUUUGUGAUUACUAGAUGAAUAAUCCUAAUAAAGCCAGGGGAGUUAUUCGUAUGCCAAAAACCUAAUACGUUAAUUUCUCUUUUCAAUUGUACAAAUGCUUCUUCUGGCUUCAAGAAGAAAUCUGACUUUUCCGAGUUUUUACUUAGGGCCUGUUUACAUGGAGUGGGGGACCCCGGUCUAGUGGGGUUAGUUUCUUUUGUUUUCACGCUCUGGGGGACACACAAAAAAAGAAACUUACGCCACUCCAUGUAAACAGGGUCUUAGAUUAAUCUUUCAUUUAUUAGUUUAUUUCACAGCCGUGACCGGCAUCGAUUCAUGCUAACGUCUUUCUAAAAGGUGUACAUCGUUUUUAACUGCAAUUUGCCUACCUUUGACAAGUAUUUAUCUGUGCCGACACAGAACCAUGGUUUGCGUGAAAAGUUUUGCUGACUUGAAAAUGCGAAAUAUGUUCGAUUUAUUUAGAGCCGCCAGCUGAAUUUCCAGUCCUGACUAUUCAUGCUGUAAUUUAUGUAGCGAAACAGCUCACUUGCUGACUUCAGUUGGUAAACUUUGUUCGUAUAUUGGUUAAGCAAUCAGCACUUUUCCUUUAUCUAAUAAAAUUAGUAACCCUAAAAAUAGACCUCGGGCUAAAAGUUUGAUUUUCUAAUUAAAUUUCGUGAACUGUUUAUGUUCCUGUUUACAUUUCUAUUCUUGGUUUGCACGUGACGUCACUAAAAAUCAAACUAAGAAACUAUCGAUUCUUCUGAGUUUCUACUUUCACGAGGUAAACACUUCUGUAUAAACAAAUUUUUGGUUCCAAAGGGUACUUCGAUUUGCGAAAGAGGACGCUUGAAGUCAGGCUUUUGCGUGACGCGGCAUUUAGCUGACGGCCAGGAGAGCUCUUAUGUAGGCUAAAAACAUGACCGAUUUUGGAAGAUUUUGCUAUCUAAACAUUCCUUGUCUCAGAAUAAAUAUUUCUUUAAUCUUUAUGGGUUCCUCAUGCGAAGAAUUCACGCAUUAGUAGAAAAACUCAAAAACAGAUGUUUCUGCAUGUUGGUAUCCGGCGGCCAUAUUGGUGUCCCUGAAAGGGACUCCAACAUGGCGUUUCCAUACAAAGCUUUAUAAAUUUAGGUAAAUCGUUUUUCAAAAUAUCUCGCAUUUGAAAUAUUGCCACAGACCUGAUUUUUGGCAAGACGUUUUGUAUAUUUAUCUUCUUUCAUUUCCCAGAUUCUAGACGUUCUGUAUUGAAUGGUUUGCAUUUUUAUUUUUCAUUGCGUGACAGUGCAAACCGGGAAUUGUACUAUUUGGUUUUCAAUGAUUGUACAAAUCAGAAGUGCAAAUCGGUUCUUUCCUGUAGCUGCCAUUUAAUUUACCUUUCCCAUUUCCGAAAUCCAGAGUUCAAGCGUCGAGAUUUAGUUCUUAUCAAAAUCGUUCAAAAAGUGACGAACCUGUCCGUUACAAAACUCAGUCUUGCGAGAAUGUGUCACAUUUACUGACGCUUUGAUUAUGGCACGAUCACGUGCAUAUUUACAUUGCAGUACAACUGAUCAGCCAGUAGAAAGAGCGAACCUUUGAAGAGGGAAAUUUCCCUUUCUAAAAUUGUCAGCUGAGAAGCACCUUGCUUACGCUGGCUCACUGAGGCCGGUAGUAACUCCUCAUUGAGUCAGUUCUGUUAAAACUUGACGCAAAGUAUGAAAGUAUUGACAGGGGUCGUUACCCCGCAUGUUUCAAGACAUUUCACGAGCUUGCACAGUUUUGAGUGAGUGUUAUCAUAUUUUAAUUGUUCUGUGUGUUUUUUGAAGAAGGUGACUUCUUCUAGAAAACGUUUUUGGUCACAGUGAUAGUAGUCUGCUAUACAGCCGUUGUUAGAGUCGUCACGCAACGCGUGUAGCGGACUACAGUGAUAGAUACAAUAGCAUAAUAUUCAUAUUGUUUGUCUCUGUAGUGUAGAUCGCAACGUUUCGACUGCUUGAGCCGAUUUUUUUACAAGAGACGACUUGUAACGAAGAUUUUUAGGGCCAAAGAGUUGAUAUAAUGCAUGUAGUAACAAUUGAAACACUGUUUGAAAGUUGCAUCGCGCCCGUCUGUCCUUUUUUUGAAAAAAAACAAAACAAAACAAAACAAAAAAAAACAUUGGACACUUUUUGAUAUUUUUACGGAAUAUCACCUCAUCAGCCCUUUUAAAAGACUGUCGAAAACAUUCCCGGGUUAAGGAAUGAGCUGACUUUGAAGUUUGAGUAUAAUAGAAUAAUACUCGUUUGAUACUUUACAGCCCUAAUUUUUUUUUACUUAGGUAUACUUCUUGGUCAGCUACGGGCAGGCGUUUUGAAUAAUGAUUGUAAUACCCGAUCAUGAUAAAUGUUUGCUGUAAAUGUGUAUGAUAUUCAAAGCUGCGUUUUCUGCGAUGACAACAUUUUUUUUUCGUACCUUGAACCUUUAAGAAUCAACCUGGCAGCCUUAUGGUACACAUGUUGGAAAAAAGAAAAAAAUCUUUCAUGUCAGGAGCUGUUCAUGUUCAGUGGUUGACUACGUUUCUAGAAAUCGCCAGAGUUUCUCUGAAGUUCAUUUCCAGUAAUCGCCGUACAAUUCUUGGAAUCGUGAGUUUUUUCCAGAAAUAGACGCCUAUUUCUUAGAAUGCCUACAGACUUCCAUUUUCAAACUCUGUUCAAAACUCGCAUAUUUCAAUAAAGGUCAUGCCAAGAGACAUGAUCGUAAAAUCGAGUCCACGCAAUUGUGUUGAAUGGUCAAUCAUUCGAAAUUGUCUUGAGUGUCUUUUUUUGUGGUUUACAAAUGAAGAAAUCAGUCUCAGUGAAAUAUAGCCCGCGGGCGGGGAAACGAAAAUUAGUGCAUGGGAGCAAGAAAUCCGGUUCGGGGCGCGCGGGGGAGACUUGUUUGGCGUAUAACAUUCUGUUUAGAAACUAGAGAGGAAGGUUCGUGACAGCGUGUUAAAAUGUUAUAGGGUAUUUGUUUCAUAAGUAGUGGCCCUUGUUUCGGAUAGAUUACUAUUCACGGUAUUUUUCUCCCAAACAGAGAGCCUGUUCACAGGCUAUUCACGGACAGUGGCAUUUAAUGAUACUUGAAUAUUUUAAGUGUGGAUAUCUUUUUGAUCAAAGCUUGAGCAAAAUGAAAACAAAUAAACCCUACAUUUCUAGAAACGUUCAAACAUCAGGCCUGCUUCAAAUUCCAAAACAAGCGACGCCAGGUUAAAGUUGAUUUCCACUUGUUAUCAGUCAAAAACCCACUGGCCAACUGAUAGAUUAAACGAUUUUCAAGUUUCAAUAACGGACAGUUUUAUCUAUUUUUGAUAACAUUUUAAAACUGAACGCCUUCUUAAGAAAAAAAAAAAAACAAAAAACAAAAAACAAAAAAUACCCAAAUUUAUUUUACAAACCUAGCUCGAAAAAAAAGCCCAUUGGCUUUUGUCUUAGGCCAGGUGCAAUUAAAAAAGGCGACAAUGAUGAAUGCUUGCUCCACUGAAAGGAACGCAAAAAAGUCCUUUUGUUUCCUUCAGAAUGUGCUGUAAAAGCAAGUUUAAGCCACUCGCGAAAUAAUGAUUACCUUUUAAUUUGUGUGUUGCCUAAGUAUGCCGUAGCCGCGUAUCCGGUUUUGUUUCUAAAUAUACCUGCCUUCAGUGUGUUUUAAAAACGUGCACAAUUUUAAAACGAAUUCCACCAAUGAGAGCCAAAGGGAAAUUUCCCUUCUCUGACUUUAUGCUCAUGAUAAAUCAGCUGGAGAUAGCAAUCUCGUUGAACUUCGACGAAGACAGUGUCCGGUUAAUUCGACUUUACACAAUGUCCUCCCCUCGCAGAAGCUUCAAACCAACGUUGAUAAAUCACAUAUUUUACUUGUUAUGGUUCCCCAUUGGUAAGUGUAUGUAUUUUCUAGUGUCCGGUUAAUUCGACUUUACACAAUGUCCUCCCCUCGCAGAAGCUUCAAACCAACGUUGAUAAAUCACAUAUUUUACUUGUUAUGGUUCCCCAUUGGUAAGUGUAUGUAUUUUGUUAUUUUUGAGCGUUUGAAAGGUUCAAUGUCACCAAACAAUCUAUAACAGACUCAUAACACCCCACAACUGAAAAUCAGUUCAGUAAUACUGUAUUUUAAUUAUUUACCGUCGCAGUUCAUCAGAUAGUUUUAGUGUCUAAUUUUAUUUCAUAAUUUUUAUUAAUUCGCAAUGCUACAGUCUAGAAUUCGCCCUUUUCUCGGCAAUAAAGGCUGGUUGGCUUUCGUUCAUGCUAUUUUAAAGUUCGUGCAUCUAAGUUUUGAAAACCUUAAACGUAAACAGACUUUUCGACAAAGCUGACACUCCUGAUGAGCUUACUGCAAUGUUAUUGAUCAGAAAACAGCUUACUAAUUUGAUUCAUUCACUUGAGAUACUUAACAAAGCACACUGGUACUGUGCCAGUGCUAUUACAAGCGACACUAUGUUCAAAAAGGACACAGUUAAACAACGAUAUUUUAAUACUCCCCUGAUGGUGUGUUUACAAUAAAGAAUAAUAAGGACAAUGUACGUUAUUUUUGAUGACGUAGCAGUGUGCCCCCAAAUUUUAUAGGUACAUUUUAAAUCUCCCCCCCCCCCCUCAAAGCAAAACUUUUCUACACAGUUUCUCUGCUCAUAAUGAAUUAGAGCGAAUUUCACAAGGUACCCAGACUAAGCCCCUGAUGUUAGUGGUGUGCUAACUCUGCAUUUAUUUCACAUUUCUUAGUGUUUUUGUUAGGUUUAGCCGAACGUUCUUCACUUGCUCCGUGAUGACAACCGGACUAUUGUCCGAAAAUAAAGCAUUCAUUUGAUAUUUCCUUUGUCUUUUUAUCAUGUUUUUAAAGGUUUUUCACUUGUUUAGAGAUGACAACCGUUGAAGUCGUUGAAAAAUAAAACUUCAUAUUUUUCCCGGCGGUCUUGUGAUAUAACGCUUACUUAUGCGCAUUUGUCAAGCACCUUUCCUAUGACGUCACUUGGUCGAAAAUUCUGAGGUGAAACCAAGUUCGCGACUUCAUCUGACUCGUCAUAGAGAGUAAAUGUUUUGGACGUGACCUUUUUUUUAUCUGUGAGGUGCUCUACACUUUACCUAUUAGGAAGUUUUCAAGAGUUUUCAUUUUUAACGUUACCGCGCCUCAAGACCCCCAAACACGAACCCGCGUGGCGGCAAAUUUAAAUGAAAAGAAGUAAAGAAAAGAUGUAGGCUACUUCUAGCAAAGGCCGUAUUAAGAAAGCAUAGAAAACCUAGAUAGCGGCUGCUAGAAUUAUAGCCCGGGUGUUCGAGUCUGUUCCACAUCUACAGAGGGUCAUUUCCUCCCUCUGCUCAAUUUAUUAGACAACCUAGGUUACAGCAUCAGUUAAAUAUCUCAAAAGCAAUUUCUAGUCUCAAUAAUAACUGACGAUGAAGAGGAAACUCACAACCGUGACGGAGUUUGUGUGCCGCACAUCCAGCAAUUCAGAAGCUGCUGAACCGUUACAGUCCCUGGUUCGCUGUCUCUAGUAUUUACGAAUUAGACGAUACCCCUGAAUACAAAUUCGACUUUAACAAUUCGGCUUAGCUGCAAUUGUGGUUUCAAAUUAACCACACGAUGGAAGGCGUUACUCUUACAAACCUGGGAUCAAAUUCACAAAUAAAGCCAAGAAAAGUGUUCAAAAGCACUACAUUAUACAAUAAUAGACCCAUUGCCUGCCAAAAUGAUAAGUAUUAUGGGAGCAGACUGUUUUUAAAACAACGUUGAUCAUGCCGGCUUUGUUUCCUCAGUAGCACAAGUCAAACAUGUUUAGCAACGAUGACUCUGCAAUCCUAAAAGUUUCUCCAAAUGUUUUUGACAAAUAGACAAAAAUAAUGCAAUAGAUCGUUUUCACUGUCACGCAACGAAAAAAUAAAUUGGAAACCGUCCAGUGGAAGUGGCCAAGAAAAUGAAGGUUAUAAAAGACUAAUAUAUAAACAAUUUGUCCAAAUCUCAGGUCUUGGUGGCCGACAGUUUCUGAGUUAUUUGCCGAAACGUUUCACGCACCUUUGUAGAGCUUUGUAUGGAGACGCCAUAUUGGUGCACCGUUUUGGUGCACCAGUAUGGCCGCCGGAAAUCAACAAAUACAUCUGAAGUUCGCUAUUUCUAUAAAAGCUCUUUCUUUUCACUUGAGAACUAGCAUACGUGCCCAUAAACAUAUCUUCAAAUACUUGUAAUGGUUAUACUUGUUCAUGGUUAUUAUCUUGCUCAGUAUUAAUCAUCGCCACACCGACUCUCAAAUGUUAUAUUUUUUUAUGUGUGUGUGUAUGUCCUUUUCUUUUUUCCUCUCUUUUGUAUAUUUUUCAUAGUUUAUAGGGUUUAUACUUUUCUCUUUUUUUCUCUUUUAACCUAAAUAAAACUGUAAUUUAAUCAAAGAACAAGUAAUUAGUUUAACUAUAUCCUGCCCUCUCCAUUUAUUCUUGUAGCCUGAUAUUUAAUUCUGCAAAUAGCAUCUUCAUCUUCAAGUCUUGUAAUACAAUAUAAAUGGCUUAUAAAAUAAAUAAAUGGAGAGAAAAAAAUAAACAAAAUAAACAAAUAAAUGGUUAUACUGCUGAAAAUCAAGAGGAGAGACUUUUUUUCAACGAGACAGCAUUCCUAUUUUGGUGUCACGCACCGUGAAAACUGUGAAGUUUAAAUUGCUGUAUUUUGGAAAUGAAACAUGCUACGGGAAUGGACACUUGUAAAAAGAUUUACUUUUUGUUUAUCUAUAACCUAGUGUAAAUAAGUAUUCGUAAAACCCCGCUAUUUUGACUUUACAAUUUGGUGACGUUACUGUGAAAACCAUCUAUAUUAGAUACAACAAACAAGAAACCAAGGAAGAGGAAAUAAUGUUUUCCGGAGAGAAAUUCUUACAAUACAGUUGUGUACUAAUUGACGGGUUUGGCUUGAGAAAUCACCCAGGAAAGCUGUGCAGUAUUUUAUUCGUUGUUUUUUCCCCUGACUUUUUUCAGUCAGCAACGUCAGCACACAAGAGAAAAUGAGGUAAUUCUCUCGGAGCACGUUAUAAAACAAAGCCUUACCAGACUGGAAGCUCAGUUUCCUUUGGCUAGUCGUCAGUACGACCGCUCUUUAAAGUUUAUCACGGAUCUAUUGUCGCAAAUCCUUGUCAUCUGGACCCAAGAAAGUUUUGCUGACUUGGCAAAACCAUAACAAAAUAGAUCAAAUUUUGUCAUCGUGCAUCGAGCCUGGAUUCUAUUGAUGGUGCAUAGAUCGUGCCUUUAUCGAGCCUUAGCUUGACGGUGCCUUUAUCGUACAUCAGAUCGUGACUUUAUCGUGCGUAUGUUGAGCCUAUCGUCGUGCCUUCAUGGAGCCUUUAUCGUGCGCGAAAAGCAAGCGCGGAAAAAAAGUUGAGGCAAAUUCAGCUUAUCUCCUCUCUUGCAAGUCAAAAAUGCGCCGGUAUACAAAUGAAAAGUAGAAGUUGAAAAAAUACUCAGAGUCAAUUUAUCUUUGGCCUAGUUUUACUGACUACACUAUUCAGAGAGUUUCAUUCAGCCGAGGUUUACUAACUUUCUGAAUUUUUUUAUUUUUAUUUUUAGUGACCAGAGUUGACACCUCAUUGGAAAUAUGCUCUGAGGAGGAAAUCGAAUUCUAUUGUCCAUCACGUGACCAGGCUAUUAAGAGUAAUCAGUACCAGAGUCUUCUAUGGUCUGUGUUUGACCCAAUGAACCCAUCAGCUAAAAGGGAGAAUAUAUUUUAUUGUGGUCAAAACCCUGUGAACUGUCACACUUAUAAAUUGAGCAGUUAUGAUGGACGAAUCUCUGUCAGAAGUCCUGUUCCAGGGAAACUGUUUCUGAAACACUUGACCAAGAAUGAUUUGCUGACUUACACCUGCCAAAUACAACUUAAAGAUAUCAACCUGGACCGACUUGUUUAUAGAGUGAACAUUUCCUCUUCAGUUUAUUGUAAGUUUUUAGUGAUUUCUUUUUCUUUUUCACUGUGUGUCCCCCCUCCAAUACGUAUGGCAAACAAAAUUAAAUAAUAUAUUUUUUGUUCUGAUGGGGAAAUCAAUCCAUUCAACCAAUUUAAUCAUAACCCGACAAGGGAUUUUUAAUUCAAUGCGCAGUAUUAAUAUAAUUCUCUCGUCAUACUCACUGUGGUUUCCGGCUGCUUAAUUCAAUUUACACUUGUUUUUUUUUUCUAGGUCUGACGGCGCGUAUUGGUAAAAACCUUAGUUUGACCCCGCAAGAAUUUGCAGAAAAACGAUUGUCGAAAACAUUAUUCGAUGAAGAUAUCUGGUGGUCCAUGAUUGAAGACAAUGGAAAGAAGUGUACAUUCCUCUACUGUAAUGCCACAUCAUACUGUACUUUUUCAAACGAUCCUUGCUAUCAAUCCCGACCGCAGUUCUCCAAAAGACUUGAGCUCAAGGGAUUGUCAUUAAUUUUGACCGACGUCCGGCAGGGAGAUCGUGGGUUAGUAUUUCAACGGCGAAUUCACCCUAACAGUUUGAUGAAAAGAAGAGACAAGCCAUGGCAUGAAUUAUAUACGGUGAAGAUUCAAAAUGUUUUACCGUCAGGUUAGUGGUAUUUGUCUGUUUACUAUGCACUUCUCGAUAAACCAUUACCCAGAGGUAAUUCUCCAGCGGGCAGGUUUGAGCAUAAUGCGGGUUAGUGGGGACGGUAGGGGCAACGGAAGGUUAGAUGAAUUACUUAUGGAGCAGCCACUGGCCAAUUUACUCUCAGUAACUUGUCGAAUUCCCGUGAUCACCCGCGAGCCUGACCCGAGACCACGAGGUCAGCAAGAAUAAAAUGUUGUUUUUGUGUUACGAGAACCUCCACGAAGAAUUGCGUUUAUCGGAAUAAUCAAAAUGGUCCUUCGAGCUGGAUUUAAACUGUGUAGCCAGCUUUAGGAUGAAUGAAGAUAAAAAGGUGCACUUCUUGAUACAACCGCUCCAGUUUAUGUGUAGGUAUUUGCCGCAGAGUAGCCCAGGAUAGGGCGCUGAUUUAGGGAUUUUUAACACCUACUGAAUGAGGCUUGGUAUGAUUUGUAGACAUAACGCAAAUUGCGAAGAAAGAACGGCCUCAGUGAAUAACAUCCCCCGAGAUCAGCAUAACUCUUCACAUCAUACAGAGCUGAAUUUAAUAAUUAUGUUGUUAUUCAUUCAAAAUAUUUCUAAGUUUUUAACAAGCUUACCUCAUCGCGGACUUUCUUCAAAACUUUGGGCUAUUUCUCGGCACGGUUUCAGGAUUAAACAGAUUUUCUUCAGUGGAAGAUACUCUUCUAUCGAGCAAUAUGUUUUGCGUAUUCUCGCAUUUCGUCUGUUGAGUUUUAGCCAGAAAUUGGGUCAGCCAUUUCGCUUUCGGAUAGCCUUGAACGCUAUUUUUUCUAGUUCCCUCUUGAACAAACAACUAGGCGACCGCGCCUAAAAUCGUGGUUGAUGGAUGGUAUGUAUGGUAUGUUGCCAAGGGAGCCUUAUUUCCAAUCAAUACAAUGGAAUAGAUGGUAUAUUGCUUGGCUCGCAUUUUCCAAAUUUGGUCAACUGCAGUUGGUUAUGAAGAUUAUUAGCCGGGGGCUUUGAGCCAAUCAGAACGGUGAAAUAUUUUGAAUGAAUUUUAAAAAGAAACUAUCUUGCAUAAUAGUCACAUAUCUAAAAAUAACAAUAAGGAUCCUAAGUGUAUUCUAGAAGCGAAAUUAACAGAAAAAUAGAGACUUGGAAAUGAGAAUAAGAUUUUCGACCUCUGAUCUAAAAGAUGGUUUCAAAAAUAAAGCCGAAAAGGUACGCUAGACUAUGAAUAUUGGGACGAAGUGACCCUUUGGUGCACCUAAGUCUAAAUGAGAUUUUUACACUUACUUUUUCAGAUUUAGAUCCCAGCACCACUAACUCGCAAAGUACUCCUACAGAUGAUAGCAGUACAACAUAUACACCGACACCCUCAACUAGUUGUUGCCAAGUCUCCUGCUCUACUUUCACUGUAUUGGCUUGUUUUUUGA